GGGGCCGGCGGGGCGCGGGCGGCCCCGGGCCGCGGCGGCCGCCGCCCCGAUGAGCGGAUGAGGAGCGGGCGCGGCGGCCGGCGGUGCCUGGGCGGGGAGCCGGGUGCGUGCGCCAUGAACCCCGAGUUGGCGAUGGAGCCGCUGGGCAGCCUGCACGGGGCGGCGGGGCACGAGCCGGAGCUGAUGGGCAGCCCGAGCCCGCACCACGGCGGACGCGGCGCGGGGCCGCUCCGGGUACCGCCCCCGCCGCCGCCGCCGCCGCCGCCGCCGCCGCCGCACCAGGAGCUGCCCCCCGCCGCCCGGCCCGCCAUGGUGCCCAGCAUGGCCUCGCUGCUGGACGGCGCCGCCGAGUACCGGCCCGAGCUGUCCAUCCCGCUGCACCACGCCAUGAGCGUGCCCUGCGAGGCCUCGCCGCCCGGCAUGGGCAUGAGCGGCACCUACACCACGCUGACGCCGCUCCAGCCCCUGCCGCCCAUCUCCGCCGUCUCCGACAAGUUCCACCACCCGCACGCCCACCCGCACGCCCACCACCACCACCACCACCACCACCAGCGCCUGCCGAGCGGCGCCGGCGGCGGCUUCGCGCUGAUGCGGGACGAGCGCGGGCUGCCGGCCGUGAACAGCCUGUACGGGCCCUACAAGGAGGUGCCGGCCGUGGGGCAGAGCCUCUCGCCGCUGGGCAACGGGCUGGGCCCGCUGCCGGGCGCCCAGCAGGGCCUGCACGGCUACGGCCCGCCGGGCCCCGACAAGAUGCUGAGCCCCAACUUCGAGGCGCACGCGGCGAUGCUGGCGCGGGGGGAGCAGCCGCUGCCCCGCGGGCUCGGGACGCCCCCGGCCAUGCUGCCGCCGCUGAACGGCGCGCACCACCCCGCGCCCCCCGGCCCGCCGCCCCCGCACGGCCCCGCGCUGCCCCCCGGCCGCGACCGCCCGCCCCCCGCCAACGGCCCGCAGGGCAGCGGCGCGGGGCAGCUGGAGGAGAUCAACACCAAGGAGGUGGCACAAAGGAUCACGGCCGAGCUGAAGCGCUACAGCAUCCCCCAGGCCAUCUUCGCCCAGCGGGUGCUGUGCCGCUCCCAGGGGACCCUCUCGGACUUGCUGCGGAACCCCAAGCCUUGGAGUAAACUCAAGUCCGGCCGGGAGACGUUCCGCAGGAUGUGGAAGUGGCUGCAGGAGCCGGAGUUCCAGAGGAUGUCGGCCCUGCGGCUCGCAGCCUGCAAACGCAAAGAGCAAGAGCCCAGCAAGGAGCGGAACAACUCCCAGAAGAAAUCCCGCCUGGUGUUCACGGACCUGCAGCGCCGAACGCUCUUCGCCAUCUUCAAGGAGAACAAGCGCCCCUCCAAGGAGAUGCAGAUCACCAUCUCCCAGCAGCUGGGCCUGGAGCUCACCACCGUCAGCAACUUCUUCAUGAACGCCCGCCGGCGCAGCCUGGAGAAGUGGCAGGACGACCUGAGCUCCGGGGGCUCCUCCUCGGCCCCCGGCGGCUGCCCCAAGGCCUGAGGGGCACGGCCGGCGCGGCGCGGCGCGGCAGAGAGAGCGGCUUGGCUUCCCGCGGGGCCCUCCACCCGUGACUUCUAAAGCACAAUCCUCCCACGACCACCCCAGCCCGGCCGUCCCCGAGGACGUUCCUACGGCUCCCCGUCGGUCCCAGCAGGCGCCGGUUCCACGUCCACCUCCCCCCGGACAACGCAGAGCUCAGGACAGGCGAGGCAGGUCUGAAACGCGGGGCAGCCGUUCCCGAGGCGGGUUUCUCCUGAGCUCCCGACCCGGUGCCUGCCGUGUGCUGGCCACACCGCCCCGCCAGAACGGAGCACAAAGCCUGGCACUAAAGAACCCCCCAGACCCCGGUUUGAAACUCAGGCGUGGUUUUUGUUUUUAAAGGAGAAAAAGAAAGCUCGAAUUUUACGUUUUCCUUUGUUUCCUUGGUUUUAACUCAACCAGCUGGUUCUUGGAUCAGAGCAAUUCAGUUCCCUCGAGCUCAGAGUAUCAAGCACAAAGCCGUAGCUACAGCCCGGGGCUCCCCGGGGCCGUGCCAGCUGCGGCCCGACACCCCGGGAGCGCCGCGGAGACCGCAGGAGCCCCAAGCACAGCUGGCAGCUCCUCCCAAGGUCUGUGUUUGCACCUCAGGCACACUCAGGAGGUCGAUGG
Pseudopipra pipra is the source of this 2145-nucleotide messenger RNA. Its product is annotated as one cut domain family member 2-like. Gene Ontology annotation, cellular component: nucleus. The transcript has 2 exons. NCBI's taxonomy places the organism in Eukaryota, Metazoa, Chordata, Aves, Passeriformes, Pipridae. The record is from RefSeq and is a predicted model, not a curated record. Bases 58 to 1497 code for a protein of 479 amino acids. Gene Ontology annotation, molecular function: DNA-binding transcription factor activity, RNA polymerase II-specific; RNA polymerase II cis-regulatory region sequence-specific DNA binding. Gene Ontology annotation, biological process: regulation of transcription by RNA polymerase II.